GGAUGAUAUUUUAUAGUUUCUUUGUAUCAUAUAUGUAAAUUAAGAGAUAAACGAAUUAUGAAUGUUUUAUAACAUUAGAUUAUAUGAAGCUACAUUUUAUUACAUUGACGAAACUAUAGUUAAUUGGUGCGUUUGAUGUGCAAUUGGUGCAAUGAUUGUUAAAUGGUCUUUCUUUUCCUAUUAUAUUUAAGCGUAUUUCUUAAAUAUGGAAAUGUAUGAUACAACAUGACACAAAUUGAUUUUCAAAUAUAACAUUAAAUAAAUUUACUAUAAUGGGUAAUUGUAUGCGAAGCGUAUUGCAAAAGUUACAAAAGAAGAAAUGUGCCGAAAAGAGUAUUAUCUUGCUUAUUGUGGGUCUUGAUAAUGCGGGAAAAACUUCAAUUUUGAACUGCAUCAGUGGAGAUUCAGAUAAAACCACUUUACCUACGAUAGGGUUCCAUGUAGUAUCUUUAAAAUAUAAAUCAUACACUGUAAAAAUUUAUGAUGUUGGUGGAAGCUCUCAAAUCAGAUCUUUAUGGCCAAAAUACUAUAAUGGUAUACAUGGUCUUAUAUAUGUGGUGGAUGCUAGUGAUAUUUCCCGUCUUACAGAAAAUAAAGUUGUAUUUGGUGAAUUAAUUUCACAUGAAUAUAUUUCAGGAAAGCCAUUGUUGUUGCUUGCAAACAAACAGGAUAUAAACGGGGCUAUUGAUGAAUUAGAUCUCGUUGAAAACUUAGACAUAGAACAUGCUGCUAAUACUAUGAAAUGUCCCACAAGAGUGGAAAUAUGUUCAUGUAUUUGGAAAGGAGAUCAGUCAAAAGAUAAUACUAUAGGUAUUAAAAAUGGAUACAAAUGGCUGCUGGAUAUAAUAGUGAAGAACUAUACAAAUUUAAAUACUAGGCUUAAAAAUCAAAAUGCUCAAAAUGAAAAAAAUAUUGAAGUACAAAGCGUAGUAUUAGAUUCACCAUCAAGAUUAUCAGUCCAUUCCAAUCCCUUUAAGCCAAUCAAAGAACUAGUUUUAAAAAGAGAAGAUGCUCAAGCACCAAGUGUUUCUCAAAAUGGUAUAGUAGCAAAUGGAAAAAAGCUAAAGAAAAUGUUUACAUAUAGAAAUAAGACUGCACCACUGACUACUGAGGAAUCUGUCAUUGAAAUUAAGGAUAUGUCACAAACUGUUAAAUUUACUCAAAACACUCUAGAAUCUCAACAGAAUGUUCAGACACUUCCACCAAUAUUAAAUCCAGUAACACUAGAUACAUAUUCACGUCCAGUUAGAUCAAAAAAUAAUCGUCCAUAUACAGCUCCAGAGCGUUCACAUUUUAUAAAUAAGAUAACAGUAAUUAAUAUUCCUAGGCAAGUAACAUAAAAGCAAUAUUUUUAAUUGUACAGGCAAUAAUAUGGGACCAUUAUUAAAAAAUAUGAUACAAUGUAUUUAAAAUUAUAUCCAAGCAAAAUAUUUUAACAACGAAUUUUUUAUAUUCAUCUAAUAUAACAUGAAAAAAAUAUUAGCAAUGUUUUUUAUUAUGUGAGCGAUUGUUUAUGUAUAUAAUGUCUGUAUACAUUCAUUUGUUCUAGUCAUGAAAUACAUAUAUAUAAAUAUUUUCUUCAUUGUCUUUAAUAUAAUAAUAAUAGCAUUUAAUUCAUAUUUAUAUUAGUAGACAUAUUUACAUCAUAUUGUAUAAUGUAAAUAUUUAUAAUAUAUUUAUAAUGUAUUUUUAAAAUAUAUAUAUAGUAUAGUAUUUUAAUUAUUUUAUGAUAUUAAACACCAUCUGUUUUUUUAUUUAAACUUUAUUAUAUCUUGUACAUUUGCAUAUAGAUUCAUGUACAUAAAAGUUCGGCAAAUAUACGAAUUACAAUAUAUAUGAAAGACUUAUAAAAGCUAUAGCAUAGACAUUAAAAAACUUUCGAUUAUAGAAUAGGAGUAAAAGUGCGUAAAAAUUGUAUCGCAAAAGCAUACUUAUCACAAUUUAUAGUAUAAUAAAUAUCGUAAGUAGUUCCAUAA
Molecule: messenger RNA, 1976 nt
Organism: Bombus terrestris (buff-tailed bumblebee)
Lineage: Eukaryota; Metazoa; Arthropoda; Insecta; Hymenoptera; Apidae
Product: ADP-ribosylation factor-like protein 13B
Exons: 8
Coding region: 273-1340 (355 amino acids)
Biological process (GO): non-motile cilium assembly; receptor localization to non-motile cilium
Cellular component (GO): non-motile cilium; ciliary membrane
Molecular function (GO): GTPase activity; GTP binding
Source: RefSeq, a predicted model, not a curated record